UCGUACAAAGAGUAUGUUAUUAAAUAAAGGGAGACACAUAAAAGGCAAAACCGUAUUGACUGUUGUUACAAUUGUCAAUAACCCUUAUACCAUUUUUGUUCUCACUGUGCUCAUCUCUCUCUCUCCUUUAUAUAUAUAUAUAUCAUGAAAGUAGUUCAUUUACUAAUUCAUGUUAUCACAUAGGCCAUUUCAAUUCCAUGCGGUCCUUCAUUCUCCUACAGCCAUGAUGAAGAAAGAAGAUCAGAGACCAAUUACCUAUCUGAACCGUGGACAGUCGUACCUUUUGGAACUUUCGGCAUCAAAUCAGCAACGUGGUACCUUGACGAGUACGAUCUCGAUUGCAUUCCACGAAUCCAGUCACCGACGUGUAGCGGCGAGCUAUUGGAGAUUUUGGAUGAGUCAACAGAUGAAUCCUGAGUCAGCAAGAGCGAUCGGUUUAGACGAAAAUCAGACCACUGGUAUCUAUAAUAUCACCUAUCCUUCUUUUGACAAGGUCACCUUUGACUGGCAUGGUCGCUUUGGAGCCAAGGUCUAUAUUCGCUUUCAUUGCCUGUCAACAGACUUUUCGAGAAUUAAGGGAGUCAAAGGCAUCCCCUUACGAGCUGUAGUCAAGACAGUGACGAGAUACGACCAUUUACCUGAUAAUACAUCUUCUUAUUCAGGCUCAUUUUCUAAAAUUCAACACAAAAGUAAUGAUUCAACAGAAGGAAGAUAUGAAUAUACUGAGAGAUGUUAUUGCCAAAUCAAACUCUUUAGAGAUAAGGGUGCAGAACGAAAGAAUAAAGAUGAUAGCAAACAGAUCAAUAAACAAAUGGAAAAAGCUAUAGCCCUUACACUAGGACACCCUGAACAGCACCCUCUGUGGCCAAUUAUCAAUCAGCCUUACAAACCUGUGACAGUGUUGAAUGAGGUGCCUACAUCUCCUGAUAUCGAACUACAUGACGAUUUUCAACAGGAUAUAGCCAGCCCUUCCGUCUUAUACCCAUGCGCCAUCAUAGAAAACGCCUCCCCCGAACAAGAAGAACCUAUGCCCAGUACUACAAGUAGCAGUAGCAGCAGCAGAAAAAAAAGAAAACAAAUGGACGCACUUGAAAGCGUACAAGAAAUGACUGUCGGCCUAUCUUCGCCACAAUUUAUCGAACCCUCUUCACAUUUGCUAAAAAAGCAUCGAGCAGUAGCAGAUACACUCAGCUUUUAUGUAUGGUCCAAGCGGCAAUUUCCUUCAAGUGGACCCAAUCGAGUAACUCUUGAAUCUCUAACAGCAGAAGAACUAAAACUCAAGUUAGCCACCAUUCUUUCCCUUCACCCAUCAAGAGUCUCAGAAAUACUAUGGAAAAGAAAGAAGCCAGAGAUACUUUGUGGAAGAGAAGAAAGCGAAAAGAAGGAUAAUGAUAUGCUUGUAUUAGUAGAAGAUAACUUUGUAGCAGAACAUAUAUCUGAUGAAGAGAUCAUUUGUGUAGACUGGGAAAUUAAGUCUGAUAGCUAUGUCAGGCUCAUACUUGAAUUUUAAAUCAGAGAAAAAAAAAGAAAUGUUAUACUUUUUAUGGCCUUUUUUAUAUAUAAUUCUAUUACUUUAUAUGUCACAUUUUUAUAUUGUUCAAGUAUUGUUGUUGCUCUUUCUUUACUUCCCAUUUUAUGCAUUCACUUUUUUAUUAUGUAAAUAUUCUUUCUUUCUUACUUUUCUCUUCCAGCCUUUCAAAGUUUCUUCAUUAUUAUCGUAAAUUUUAUUAUAAUAAACAGGGA
Messenger RNA from Rhizopus microsporus ATCC 52813, 1743 nucleotides. RefSeq lists its product as uncharacterized. NCBI's taxonomy places the organism in Eukaryota, Fungi, Mucoromycota, Mucoromycetes, Mucorales, Rhizopodaceae. The transcript has 4 exons. Gene Ontology annotation, molecular function: RNA polymerase II cis-regulatory region sequence-specific DNA binding; DNA-binding transcription activator activity, RNA polymerase II-specific. Bases 170 to 1510 code for a protein of 446 amino acids. Gene Ontology annotation, biological process: regulation of transcription by RNA polymerase II. The record is from RefSeq and is a predicted model, not a curated record. Gene Ontology annotation, cellular component: nucleus.